GCAGGUUUUGCGUCUUCUACUAAUGUUGAUUCUGCAGAAGAUGGAUACUCAUGGGAUACUGCAGGAGCUCAGGAAAAUGAGUCACAACAUGAAUGGACAGUCCAGCAAGGACACGGUUCUGCGUCUACGAAUGUGGAUAUUGCAGGAGCGCAGGAAAAUGUUGGCGACAAACAAUGAUUGGACAGUCCAGCAAACAACAGCAUUGUUGGAUGCCAUUACAGAACACUUUGAUGAAUUGAAGUCAAGCGCCAACAAGGCCAAGGUGUGGAAGAAAAUAUGCACUGAGUUACAGAAACAUGUACCUCAUAUCUCCGUGCAUAAAUGUAAAGACAAAUGGAAAAACCUGAAGAAGUCUUACCGAAAUCACGUUCAGCAAACAAACAGAACUGGUGCUCAGCCGUCAAAAUGUAAGUUUGCAGACCAGAUGUUCGAAAUGAUGGGGGAUGACCCAAGUGUGGUGCCAGUAUACGUUGCAAGCUCAGAUGCAGCUGCAAUCGAGAGUACGCUAGAUGACAGUACGCAGUCCAGUGUUGUUGAGGCUGAUGAAGAAUUGAAUGAGCAAGGCCGAAAACGCAAAUCGGCGUCAAAUGAUAAUAUUAAAAAAACUAAGAAAAGAAAAGCUUCUGCUAGUUCAAACAUCAUCACAUAUAUGCAAGAGCAUGAUGAUAAGGUUCUUGCGCAGCUAGCCAAAAUGCACAAUAAAACGAUAGCAGUUAUGAAUAAAAUUACAGAUAAACUUUAAUCUGUAAAUUCAUUCAAUGGCUCUGUUAGAGAAGCAUAUAGAAGUAUGUAGUGUUGUUUCUUGAGCUGCUGUGUUUGUGAGUUUUCAUUUUGUAAAUUCUCAAUACAGUGAUCUAAAAAUGUUUUCAGCCUAGCUGGCUGAAUUUCUCUGUUUAUUGAAUAUUCAUAUAUUAUUUAUCUGUAUAUUUCGAUGGAGCAAUAAUUGCAACUGCAAUUGUAAUUUUAUUUUAUUUUGUUUUAUUGCAUACAAGCUUUAAUCUUUAAAUUCAUUCAAUGGCUCUGUUAGAGAAGCAUAUAGAAGUAUAUAGUGUUGUUUCUUGAUCUGCUGUGUUUGCGAGUUUUCAUUUCUAAAAUUUAAACCAGUAAUCUAAAAAUAUCUGCAACCUAGCUGGCUGAAUUUCUCUGUUUAUUGUAUAUUCAUAUAUUAUUUAUCUGUAUAUUUAGAUAGAGCAAUGAUUGCAGCUGCAAUUGUAAUGUUAUUUUAUUUUGAAUUAUUAAACAGAAAACACAUUCAAACACAUGAGUUCAUUG
This is a messenger RNA of Priapulus caudatus, 1272 nucleotides long. RefSeq lists its product as uncharacterized. The record is from RefSeq and is a predicted model, not a curated record. NCBI's taxonomy places the organism in Eukaryota, Metazoa, Priapulida, Priapulimorpha, Priapulimorphida, Priapulidae. Bases 23 to 742 code for a protein of 239 amino acids. The transcript is spliced from 3 exons.